AGUGCGUGAAGCGGGCGAUCACUGCGGCGGGUGUGUCUUUGUUGGAGGCGGGAACAGCGAUAGCGAGGGUGGGAGAGAGGAUGGCGAGAGGACGCAUGGCGGAGUGUAGGUGGUGCGUGAGUAGAACAAAUGCGAAGGUAUGGAGUCGAGCGGAGUCUGAUUACUUGGUUCAAGAGGAUACGGCAUAGGCCUUGCGCGUCGUACCUCAGCCUUCUUAUAUCCUUUGCCGUAUGCAACCACGCUGCAUCGCUCCUGCCAACUAUACUUCUUUUCCGGCCACCUCGCACAAAACGUCGCGUACACUCGUUCCUCUCGACAAAAUCCGCGGCGUUGAUACGUCCACGGUGCGUCAUCCCAUCUGGAACCACGGCUCCUUCAAUUGCCCUAUAUAAACCCAAGACCUCCUCUAUAUCUUCUGAUUUCCCGCCGUUCUCCCAGGUUCUCAGCGAGUCGACCCAGGCACGCACCUUGCACUCACACCCACUGCAUUAUUGGUCGGCGCUAGAUUGUGUAUUGCUGGAGUUCAACGUGAUUGGACACUGUGUUUUUCUGGUAUUGGAGUGUGCGCAUCGUCGUUACCAGCCUGCCGGUUGAUGUGGGCAUUCUUCCGGGCGGUCUUGGAACGGGAGACGGGGUUACAUUAUAGUUUCUUCCCCCACUGAUGAGGUGCAGGGAUUGCAUGUGGGGCUGAGGAACG
Messenger RNA from Paraphaeosphaeria sporulosa, 697 nucleotides. RefSeq lists its product as uncharacterized. The transcript has a single exon. NCBI's taxonomy places the organism in Eukaryota, Fungi, Ascomycota, Dothideomycetes, Pleosporales, Didymosphaeriaceae. The record is from RefSeq and is a predicted model, not a curated record. The coding region runs from base 130 to 594 and encodes 154 amino acids.